Messenger RNA from Babjeviella inositovora NRRL Y-12698, 1488 nucleotides. Its product is annotated as MmgE/PrpD family protein. The coding region runs from base 1 to 1488 and encodes 495 amino acids. Lineage: Eukaryota; Fungi; Ascomycota; Pichiomycetes; Serinales. The record is from RefSeq and is a predicted model, not a curated record. The transcript has a single exon. Gene Ontology annotation, molecular function: 2-methylcitrate dehydratase activity; 2 iron, 2 sulfur cluster binding. Gene Ontology annotation, cellular component: mitochondrion.
AUGUCUUCCACCACUGCCCACUCUGGCGCUGCUGCCAUCAUGAAUGACAACGCUCGUCCUGAAUCUGACGCCGUGUUGAAGUCCAUCGCUUCCUACAUCCACAACUACAAGGUGGACUCCACCCUUGCCAAGGAUACAGCCCGUUUGUGUUUCUUGGACACUUUGGGCUGCGGGAUUGCCGCCUUGAAGUACCCAAACUGUACCGCCUUGAUCCAGCCGGUUGUCCCGGGCACCAAGGUUCCUAACGCUACUAGAGUCUUUGGUACCGAUAUCGAACACGACCCUAUCAGAGGUGCCUUUGCCAUUGGUACCAUUAUCAGAUGGUUGGACUACAACGACUGUUGGUUGGCGGCCGAAUGGGGCCACCCGUCCGAUAACUUGGGUGGUAUCCUCGCUGUGGCCGACCACUUGACCCGCUUGCACAAGUCCACCAACGGUGCCGACGGCCAGAAGUUUACCGUUGGCGAGGUUUUGGAGUAUAUGAUCAAGGCCCACGAAAUCCAGGGGAUUUUGGCGUUGGAAAACUCCUACAACAAGGUCGGUCUUGACCACGUCUUGUUGGUCAAGGUUGCCACCACCGCCGUUGUUUCCCAGAUGUUGGGGCUUUCCGAGCAGCAGACCAUCGAUGCCUUGUCCCACGCCUUUAUCGAUGGAUCCUCUUUGAGAACCUACAGACACGCGCCAAACACCAUGUCGCGCAAGUCCUGGGCCGCUGGUGACGCCUGUUACCGUGCCGUUAACUUGGUCUACCACGUUAAGAACGGUGAAACCGGUAUGCCAUCCGCCUUGACUGCCAAGACCUGGGGUUUCUAUGACGUCUUGUUCAAGGGUAAGCCCUUCGAAUUGAACCAGGACUUUGGUGCCUACGUCAUGGAGAACGUCUUGUUCAAGAUCUCGUACCCAGCCGAGUUCCACGCCCAGUCUGCUGUCGAGUGUGCCUUGAAGGUUCACGAGAAGUUGGCCAAGGCUGGCAAGUCCUUCAAGGAUAUCAAGAAGGUCACUAUCUCCACCCAGGAUGCCGGUAUGCGAAUCAUCGACAAGAAGGGCCCAUUGCACAACUACGCCGACCGCGACCACUGUAUCCAAUAUAUGGUGGCCAUUCCAUUGAUCCACGGUCGUUUGACCGCUGAUGACUACUCCGACGCCAUUGCCUCUAACCCAGAGAUCGAUGCCUUGAGAGAAAAGAUGGAGUGCCAGGAAAACAAGGAGUUCACCGCUGACUACUACGCUGCUGACAAGAGAUACAUCGGCAACUCCUUGGACGUUGAAUUAACCAAUGGUGAGGUCUUCAGCGAGUCUAUUGACUACCCAGUUGGGCACAGAAAGAGAAGAGAGGAGGGCAAGCCAUUGAUUUACAAGAAGUUCGAGGCCAACUUGAACCAGCACUUUGAGCCAGCCCAGGUCAAAAAGAUUUUGGAAGCCUCUUAUGACAAGAACUUGGACGCCCAGGAUGUCUCUUCCUUCAUGGACUUGUGGGUCAAGAACUAA